CACAGCCAAUAAACCAAUGUCUCCGAAGGGGAAGAGGGGGAAUUGCCGAGUGCGAAUGUGUGAGAUUUGCACCUCCGGAGUUCAACCCUUCUCUCUCUUUUUUUUUUGUUCCUCUGAUUCACUUCUUCCCUCUUAUUUGACGACGAAAUGGCUUUCUCUCAUGUUUCAUCUGCUCAUUUGGUAAAGAAAGCAGAGACUUCGAAGUCCAUGACCAGUUCGCUGUACUGACUUGCCCUCUCAACGUUUAUAGCCCACUUUCUGAAAGCAUCACUUGAAACCAGAACACUAAAUCCAAGAAUUCAGAAUCAGAAAAGCAAAGAAGAUCAUAGGAAAUGAAGCGCAAGAAAUGGACAGAGGAAGAAGAAGAAACCUUAAUCAACAAGUAUGCUGAGCUCCAGAACUCAGGAACCCUAGCUAAGCUCAAAACCAGAGUGAAGAAAUUUGAGCCAAUUGCAGACCAUGUGAACUCUGUCCACCAUCUCCAGGACCCAGUGAACUUCCCCUUUCGAUGGUCAUGGCGAGAUGUUUCCAUCAAGGUCCAAAACAUGCGACAUCAGUACCUUGGUGUGAAGCAGAAAAUUAGGGUUUCUGAUGAUGAGUUCAACUGGAAGGAUGGGGAGGACCACUGGCAGAACUUCUUGAAGUACAAAGAGGUAUUUGGUGACGUAGAACUUGAAGUGAAGGAUAAGGGACUUGGUGCUGGUGGUGGGGAAGAGGAUAGCAUUUUCAGUUAUGAUGGUUUUGUUGAUGGUGGUGAUGGGUCGGAUGUUUUAGGGAUUGGGUUGGGGCUUGAUUGUGAGGAUUUGGAAGGAGAUGAUGAUGAGGCUGGAGUUGUAGAAGCAGGGAGUGAUGGUGAAUUCGGGAUUGAGAGAGAAAAUGGGGAAGAUUCAGGUCUGAUUCGGGUAAAGAAGAUGAAGAGGAGUGGUGCGGGUCCUGCUGGAGAUUGGGGAGGUGGUAAUAGUUUAGGCCUGAUAAGUGCACAGGUUUUGGAAUUGAGGGAAAUGAUUGAAAAAAGAGAAGAGCAACACCGGGAGAGGGAGUUCAAUAGAGAGGAGGCAGCAGCUACAAGAGAGGAGGAUAAGCGAGAGAGGGAGAGCCAGAGGGAAGAGAGGUUGAAAGAGAGGGAUGAGUGGAUGGAGAGCAGAGAAUUUGAGUGGGAAGAAAGGCAUAGAAUGUGGGCAAGGAGAGAAUAUGAACGGAGGUUACGAAUUGAGAGGGAAUUUGAUGAGGAGCGGCGGCGGAGGAUGAAAAUGGAGGAGAAAAGGGAGGAAGAGGAGAUGGAGUGGAGGGAGAGGAUGGUUGGUCUUCAAAUUGAGCAUGAAAAACAAAUGAUGCAAAUGCAUGCCCAUGCUUGUCAUAACCAAUUGCAGAUUCUUGGGGUAUUGGCCCGGCUUGUUUGCCAGUUUUUUGGGCCAGGUAAUGAUGGGUUGGGUGGGGGUCUCGGUGCUCUGGGUCCUCAAGUUUUGCAGAAUUUACAGCACCCUGCGAGCUUGGGAGGUGAUACUGGAAAAUCUGAUGCUAAUUCGCCUUCUCAUUUUAUGUAGACUGUAAAUCAGUUUUUUUGUUUCCCCAAUCACUUUGUCUGAUUUUGAGGUGUAUGUAAGAUCUGUUUUUUUUUUUUUAAUUUGUAACAGUGAAGAUUCUAUUAAAUUAUACAUAAAAGAAUGAUGUACAAAUGAUGUUGUUCCAAGCACCACAAAAAUUGGUCUGGUCUCCA
Messenger RNA from Nelumbo nucifera (sacred lotus), 1717 nucleotides. RefSeq lists its product as uncharacterized. The record is from RefSeq and is a predicted model, not a curated record. Lineage: Eukaryota; Viridiplantae; Streptophyta; Magnoliopsida; Proteales; Nelumbonaceae.